AUGGCUGCAUUUGAUGAGAUAUACGAUUAUGUUGAGAAGGAUACCUUCAAGAAAUAUUUCCGCCUCGCAGUAGUCAUAUUUGCAUACCUCAUAUUCCGUAAACUUUAUUCUCAAUGGGCAUCCAAGAAACAAACUGACUAUCAGCUUAGACUAGACGCACAAGAAAAGAAACUCAAAGCAGAGAGGGAUGAAAAAGAGCGAUUAGAAGCUGAAAAUAAGUUGAAUAAAGAAGCACUGGAGUUUGGAUGGGGUAAAAAGACGAGAAAAAAUGUCAAGGUUACUGAAUUGGUAUUGGAACAGAUGGCUCAAGAGACGAGGCAAAGACAUCAGACGAGUUAUGAUGCUCAGGAGGAUGCCGAUAUCGAUGAUUUACUAGAGGAUUAG
Messenger RNA from Lodderomyces oxycetoniae, 384 nucleotides. RefSeq lists its product as uncharacterized. NCBI's taxonomy places the organism in Eukaryota, Fungi, Ascomycota, Pichiomycetes, Serinales, Debaryomycetaceae. Gene Ontology annotation, biological process: protein transport. The transcript has a single exon. The coding region runs from base 1 to 384 and encodes 127 amino acids. The record is from RefSeq and is a predicted model, not a curated record.